UAAAUAUCAUUACAAAUUAAAAAAUAAUCCGUACCCAUUAAAAAAAAAAUGAAGAUCCUCUCACUCUCACUUCUCUUUCUAGCCGCCACGGUCUCCCUCGGCCGGCCUUCCAUGUCCGAGCCUAGGCUCAUCGAACUCCUCACAUCAAACAAGAACGAAGCAGAAGUACUCUUAGAGGAAGAGCGAUCACUUUCAAUCAAUUACCAAAACUGUAGAAGCUGGCACCUUGGUGUUGAGACUUCUAACAUCAUAGACUUCUACACGGUACCCGCGAAUUGCAAAGACUACGUUAAAGACUACUUUACCACUUCAAAACAGUACCAAUACGACUCCAAAACGAUUUGCAAAGAGGCUUACUUCUACGCCAAAGGACUUUCACUAAAGAACGAUACCGUCAAUGUUUGGAUCUUUGACCUUGAUGACACCCUCCUCUCUAGUGUUCCCUUUUUCUCCAAAUAUGGAUACGGGACAGAGAAGUCACCCAUAGGAGCAUACCGGAAAUGGGUAUUUCUCGGAGAAGCUACUGUGCUCCCGGAGACAUUGCAUCUAUACGAAAACCUCAUAGAACUCGGUAUUGAACCCAUCAUAGUCACUGAAAGAUGGGAACCGGCUAGGGAAGCUACCAUAAAGAAUCUCAAAGCUGCUGGCUUCACCUACUGGAAGCAUAUUUUUUUCAAGCCAAAGGAAUCGAAAGAGAGGGAAGUGAAGUACAAGUCAAAGGUGAGGAAGAACUUAGUGAAGAGUGGAUACAACAUCGUUGGUAAUAUUGGAGACCAGUGGGCUGAUUUGGUAGAGGACACACCAGGGAGGACUUUCAAGCUCCCUAAUCCACUCUACUACGUAUACUCUUCUUAAGCAAUUUAUCUUCAUGUCUUUGUAGUUUUGUAACCAUGUAGCUGCUUAUAAUGUCCAUCCUAUCACAACUCAAUAAAUAAAAACAGCUUCGUACUAAUUAUUAUUAUUUUUUUUUUUUA
Molecule: messenger RNA, 974 nt
Organism: Capsella rubella
Lineage: Eukaryota; Viridiplantae; Streptophyta; Magnoliopsida; Brassicales; Brassicaceae
Product: vegetative storage protein 1
Exons: 3
Coding region: 49-855 (268 amino acids)
Molecular function (GO): acid phosphatase activity
Source: RefSeq, a predicted model, not a curated record